Desarmillaria tabescens is the source of this 1441-nucleotide messenger RNA. Its product is annotated as Aldo/keto reductase. The record is from RefSeq and is a predicted model, not a curated record. NCBI's taxonomy places the organism in Eukaryota, Fungi, Basidiomycota, Agaricomycetes, Agaricales, Physalacriaceae. The transcript has 6 exons. The coding region runs from base 1 to 1125 and encodes 374 amino acids.
AUGUCUCUCUUCCAACCCGCUAGUGAUCCUCCUACCAAGCUCGGUAUCUAUCGUGUCCUGUCCUCUCGCGCAGGGGUGAGGUCUAUGAGUAUCGGCAGUAAUUCCGAGGCCCAUGGUAAGCGCCCGAUGGAUAAGGAGUCUGGUUUCAAGCUCCUAGACGCGUAUUUUGAUAUGGGUGGAAACUUUAUCGAUACUGCGAAUGCAUACCAGAAAGAGACAUCUGAAGAGUUCCUUGGCGAGUGGGUGGAGAAGCGAGGAAUACGGGACCAGUUGGUCAUUGCGACAAAGUACACAUCAAACUACAAGCACGGAAACGACGCUAUUGCGCAGAAGGUCAAUUACGUUGGGAACAACACCAAGUCCAUGCAUAUCAGCGUGGAGGCGAGCCUUAAAAAACUCAGAACGUCGUACAUCGACAUCCUAUACGUUCACUGGUGGGACUACGAGACGUCAAUACAGGAAGUCAUGGACAGCCUUCACCAUCUUGUCGCCGCAGGGAAGGUUCUCUACCUCGGGAUCUCUGACACCCCCGCAUGGGUCGUAGCUCAAGCCAAUCAGUACGCCAUCGAUCACGGUAAGACACCAUUUGUCGUUUAUCAGGGUAAAUGGAGUAUCCUGGAGCGCUCAUUUGAGCGCGAUAUCAUUCCCAUGGCGAAAUCACUGGGCUUGGCACUCGUUCCGUUUGCUGUUCUCGGGCAAGGCAGGUUGCGGACGGACGCAGAGGAACAGCGGCGGAGGGAGACGGGAGAGAAGGGGCGUACGAUGUUUAAUCCAAAUUGGGAGCGUACAGAGGUGGAAGUGACGGUGUCUAAGGCGUUAGAGAAGGUAGCGGCAGAGGUUGGUGUAGGGACCAAUAUCGCAGCGGUGGCGAUCGCAUAUGUGAUGCAGAAAACACCCUAUGUCUUCCCUAUCAUUGGAGGCCGAAAGGUGGAACACCUCAAGGCGAACCUAGAAGCGCUAGACAUUUCGCUGUCCAAGGAGCAGAUCAAGUACUUGGAGAGUGUCAUGCCUUUUGAUCCUGGGUUCCCUACGACGAUGGUUGGCGACGGAUCCAGUUAUUGUUUUCUCCUUGCGUCGGUCGCGAAGAUGGCGAAACAACCCGGUCUCCAACCCAUCAUGCCUUGAUUGGAUGUGACUCUGAUGCUAAUGAAUGCUCCUGGUUUUUGUAGUUCAGUUUUCAAAUGAUAUACGUGCAUGUACAAUUUCAAAUCAACUGUAGUGGCCUAUCUGGCCGAAUGGAUCUUUGCUUUGCACGAAGAGUCAUGGACCGUGCUUGAACUUUUGCGCUUAGUCGCUACCCAAGACGGAACACUGUUAUCCGUCAGUACUUGUAAUUAUCGCCUUCUCGUUUCACUAGCGGGGUGAGGGCCAACGCAUCUGCGUGGCAUGGCCGAGUCCUAUGUGUCUUCUUUCCGUCAGGUAUGCUAGAUUUCAUAUAUCA